Pristis pectinata (smalltooth sawfish) is the source of this 2352-nucleotide messenger RNA. RefSeq names its product ciliogenesis and planar polarity effector 2 (gene cplane2). The coding region runs from base 360 to 1127 and encodes 255 amino acids. The record is from RefSeq and is a predicted model, not a curated record. Lineage: Eukaryota; Metazoa; Chordata; Chondrichthyes; Rhinopristiformes; Pristidae. The transcript is spliced from 8 exons. Gene Ontology annotation, molecular function: GTPase activity; GTP binding.
GUUGUGCGUGGCUGCCUUGGCAAUGGUUUGAGCCGUUUCGGUUAACGUUUGCGGUGGGUGAGGAGCUCGACCGGGCGGAGGGCGGCGAGCGCGGCUCCCAAUGGGUGAGACAAAGCCAGGUGGAGGGCAAAGGACACUGCAUCUUCGGUUGACCGAUUGGGGCGUGCCGAGUGGUGGCAGCUUUGUGCUGUGGGCUGGUGCCCAUGAGGAACUCCCAAAGUUCAUCUUGCAUGGGAUCCUGACAGCCAGCAUACGGAAUUGACUGUCAUCAAAUUUUCAGCAAGGUGUAAAGUCUGGUCCAGACAUCACAGCUUGUAGCCAGAUGGCAACCUGAAGAUCUUGAACUCCAUGGUCAAGAAAUGGCAGUUAUUGUGAAAUCAGGAUCUCUAGUAACAGCCAACUGGCUUAACUCAGUGGAAGCCCGGGAAUAUCUGGCUAGCAUCUUGCGCAAAAACAAGAGAAAAGUGUUUGGAUUACUUGAGCGACCAGUGCUCUCCCCACAGUCUGCACCGGAUAUUGCCAGUUACAAGAUCUUUGUGUCUGGGAAGAGCGGUGUAGGAAAAACAGCAGCAAUUGCUAAGUUUGCUGGUGUAGAAAUCCCCAGCCUUCAUCAUGAGACCACAGGAAUUCAGACAAGGACAGUUUAUUGGCCAGGAAAGCUGGUGGAGAGUGGCCGUGUGAUCAUGUUUCGGUUUCAGUUCUGGGACUGCGGUGAAGCCUCCCUGAAGAAGUUUGACCACAUUCUUGCUGCCUGCAAGGACAAGGCUGAUGCAGUCUUGUUCUUGUUCUCUUUCACUGAUCGCUCAUCAUUUGACGAUUUACCUAGCCAAAUGUCACGCAUCCUGCACGAUUCUGAGAAGAUUGUGAAAAUUAUUAUUGGCACAAAAUUUGACCAAUACAUGCACACCGAUGUCACAGAGAGGGAAGUUCGUGCUUUCCAGCAGACGUGGCACUUGCCUGUCUUCAAAAUUAAGAGUGUCAAUGGUCCACGGUUGUCAGAUGGAAAAACUCUUGAUGGCAAAGCAGGACUUCUGGAGGUAGAGCACAUACUGAAUGGAAUGGCUGAACAACUCUGGUACCAAGAUCAAGUGACAGCAGGACUUGCCCCUGCUCUGCACCACCGCUGAGAUCUUUCAGCCCUUACUGAGCUAACUACAGCCUCUUUCCAGAUGACAUUCUUCUUAAUCUUUGCCUACCCACAAGUUGUGACUCAUACUCAUUGGGCCAAAUCUGUUUGGUUGGUACCACAGCCAUUAUCAGCUGCUUUACUCAACGCUCAGAAACAUAUGAUAGUUUCCUCCAUUCUGUCAGCCAUUAGCAUUUAAGGAGUUUUCUGAAGAAGGAAACAAAUUUCACCCCAAGGCAACAAUGUGACAUCAAAUUAGUUCAGCAUGGAGGAAUGUUGGAAGAGCCUUUGUCAACCGCAACCUUUAGAACCAGUUUCAAACUGCAAAGUGAACUAAUGUGACGAGAAGAGACCUGUUCUCAACCUCUAUUCAAUUUACCACCAUCCACAUUGAUUAAUGGAAGCUACAUUUGCAAGUUACAGCAUGUGAAGCCAAGUUUAAAGGUGCAGGUUUGACUCAGUUAGCUGGGAAUAAAGCUGGCAAUCUCUGGAAAAUCUGGCGCACUUCACACCAUGUCAUGAGGAGUGUAACAUUUUUAUAACAACUGAGAUGAGUAUCCCAAGCUAUGUAUUCCAACUGAAUUUAUCCUCCGCAGAUCAAUGAUUAAUAUAGUGCACAGCAAUUAUCACAGAUCAUGGUUUGGUAAUUACUACAGAUAUGUUAAUGAGGUUACCACUGAGGGGCACUAACUCUUGAUGGUGAAUGGUGCCUCAGCUGAAACAGCCCGUAGUUCACCCAGUCCUUCCUUGCUGUGGAAGUCUGAUGACUAAGUGUUGACAGGGGUUUCUGCUGUGAACAGCAUCACUGUUAAACCUGAUUUUGUACGUGUCCAAUAUCAUCACAAAGGGCUAAAUGAUGGGAAUCUGACUCAGCCUGGUGACACGGGCCAAGUAGGCCCAAGUCUCAGGUCACCUAACCCAGCAUAGACUGGGAUUGAACUUGGUGCUCCUGCUCUGUAAAGGUAGCAUCAAUAUUUAAUUUAGCAAUUAGGGAUGCUUAAUUUCUUAUUGGUGUUAACUAAAAUUUGAUAGGCCAUUCCAUUGACAACAGAAAUGUUGAAUGAUGGAAAAUGAUUCCAGUUGUUUUUCCUUUGUGAAGACACAGUUGAUGGCUUCGAGGCACAGUACCUGGAAAUGCAGUUGAGUAACUGGAAGUAUAGGAUGUUAGGAGGACAGUCUGCUUGAGACCUGAGCCAAUGGAACAACUCAAUAAAGGAUUUCAACCC